GAAAAAGUAACAGAAGUUUUCCCAUAUAGUUAAAUUUUCUUAUAAUUAACAAGUUUGUAAUUAAUUAAUUAGGUUCCACAGUUUUAGGUCACGGGUGAUGGUUUAAAGGCCACAAAAAAAAUAAUGGAUUAUUCCACGGCUCGUUUAUUUAUACGGAGCAACUAAUCUAAAUCCAACAACAACUGUACUAAAUAAAUAAAAAAAAAACAAACUAUGCUUCACAUAUUCAAUUGAAUAAGAUCAUUACUACAGCUAUCACCUAAUACCAAUAGAACUACCAUCGUUUUUAUAUCCAAGUAGUAACAAGCAUAGACCUGCCACCCCAUAUUUCCAUUUUCCCCGCGACACAUGUCAGCUGCUCAAUCACCAUCGUAUGGGUCUAUAGAUGACCACAAUCGACCUACUCCCCGUCCUUCACCCAGUUUGAGAGCACAAGAAGCUCCACCUACCUUAGAUAAUAUUGAAACACACAAAAAUGAUAACAUCCUUGAUAGAUUGGGAAUAUCUACUUCCUACACACUUGAAAACAAGGGAUCGGUUGCUCGAGAUCAUAUGGCCAAUGAACGAACAUUUCUAGCAUGGCUACGCACAUCACUUGCAUUUAUAACUAUUGGAAUUGGAGUAACUCAGCUUCUACGUAUCGAUAGACCAGGAUCUACUCCCAAUAGCAAAUUCGAAGUCAAUCAAGCAAUAUCAUUAAAACUUGGCAAAACCAUCGGGUCAAUUUUCAUCAUCAUCGGGAUAUUAUCAUUACUAUUUGGGUGCCAACGGUAUUUUGAAGUGCAGAAUAUGUUGACAAAGAAUCAUUAUCCUGCUGCUAGAUUAGGUAUCCUUGCUUUGAUAGUGUUGGUGCUUACUAUAAUUUUGUUUACAUUCUUUAUGGUUAUAAAAUCAUAAUCUUUAAAAUAGGAGUUUCGUAUUUUUGGGUGUAUAUUUUGUAUCAGUAGCAUAAUAGAUAAUUAAUGAGAAGCUAUUUAAAUAUAGAAGACUGUUUCUUCCAACGGUGAACUCGUCAGAAUUGCAAAAAGAAUCAUGGCUUAUCAGAUAACUAACUUUUGGAAUAAUAUUAGGGCAUAGCCCUAAGAAAAUAAACAGCACGUGCUAUAAUAUGCAAAUUUAAAAACUGCAAAUAAAUAUUUACUGGUUACGAAUCCAACAU
Molecule: messenger RNA, 1159 nt
Organism: Spathaspora passalidarum NRRL Y-27907
Lineage: Eukaryota; Fungi; Ascomycota; Pichiomycetes; Serinales; Debaryomycetaceae
Exons: 1
Coding region: 349-897 (182 amino acids)
Source: RefSeq, a predicted model, not a curated record